This is a messenger RNA of Haliotis rubra (blacklip abalone), 2777 nucleotides long. RefSeq names its product exoglucanase XynX-like. The coding region runs from base 35 to 2545 and encodes 836 amino acids. Gene Ontology annotation, molecular function: hydrolase activity, hydrolyzing O-glycosyl compounds. NCBI's taxonomy places the organism in Eukaryota, Metazoa, Mollusca, Gastropoda, Lepetellida, Haliotidae. The transcript is spliced from 18 exons. Gene Ontology annotation, biological process: carbohydrate metabolic process. The record is from RefSeq and is a predicted model, not a curated record.
CAAUUGUUGUUGAGAACAGGUAAGACCACAGAACAUGGUUCUGUGGGUAUCUGCGUUUUGUGUUCUGUUCUGCUAUGUGUCGGCAGCAACAGAGCUGUUACAGAAUCCAGGUUUCGAGGCACCAAACCCCACAUCCGGCUGGACAUGUGCUGGAUGUUCAAUGAGUGUGUCCAGUGACCAUCAUGGUGGCAAUCACGCUGUCAAAGUCUCGGGUCGCCAGGCCUACUGGGCAGGAGUGGAGCAGGUCGUUCCUCUGUCUCCCAACACACGGUACCACAUAGUGGCACACCUCAAGCAGCUCAACAACCUGCCAGACAAGAUGUACCAGGAGUACUCCAUACUGAUGCAAUCUCUCACUGACAAUGGCACCCGGCUGUACGACACCAUUGUUGUUGACAAGACCAUCUCCACAAGGACUGGCUGGGCAUCACUCGACUGCUUCAUCAUCUACACGUAUACAGGUAUUAAGGAAGUCCGACUGAGGGUGAGGGGUUCAGACGCUGCAAUUAACUUCCUGGUUGACGACGUAUCUGUCACGGAAGUACCCGAAAACAAGAACUGGAAGUCAGAGUCGGACAUUAGGAUCGACCAGCUCAGAAAAAGCAACGUCAACUUUACGGUGAAAGUUCCAUCCCAUGCAUCCUUCGCUGACUUGGAUAUACAGAUCGACUUGACUCGCCACGCGUUUCCGUUCGGGUCCCAAACCACGUGGCAGACAAUGGCACAGUAUUCGCAUUAUAAUGAUCUGUUCUACUACAUGUUCAACUGGGCUACCCUCUCCAACUACUACUGGCACAGCUCACCGCCACCAAGGGACAACCCUGACUACAGUAAUGCAACUCAUGCUCUGGAUGUCCUCCAUCAGCAUGGAAUCCCUGUACGCGCGCACAAUAUGUUCUGGGCGGUGGAGAACCAGAAUCCAGAAUGGAUCCGAACCCUGUCCCUGGACCAAUUCAAGAAAGCGGUUAAUGACAGGAUUAACUACGCAGUUAAGGACACCAAAGGGAGGGUCCAGCACUGGGACGUAAUGAAUGAGAUGGUCCAGGGUCGAUGGUACGAAGAGAAAACCAAGGAUCCUGACUUCACCAAAAAGAUCUUCGCUAAGAUCCACCACGCAGACCCGAAUGUCAAACUGUUCCUCAACGAGGAUCACGUAGUCUCAUCGGGAGUCUACACUUCGGCUUACCUUGCCCUGGCCAAGAGCUUCAAGGCUGCUGGUGUAGGACUGUAUGGGAUGGGUCUGGAAUGUCACUUCAUGUCCAAUAGCCCUCCAGAUCCCACUUUAAUGAAGUUGCGCCUGGACCAUCUGGGAGCUGUGGGUCUUCCUCUCUGGACCACCGAGAUGGAUGUUGUGGUCCAUGACGAGAACACCCGUGCUGACUGGUACGACACGGCGCUGCGCAUGCUGUUCAGUCACCCGGCUGUCGAGGGCAUCAUUUUCUGGGGUUUCUGGAGUGUCAACCACUGGAGGGGCCCGGAUGCCGCCUUGGUCAGCGGAAACAGUUACCACAUAAAUGCAGCUGGGAAAAGAUACCUGAACCUGAUACACCAAGAGUGGAGUACCCACGUGACUCACAGACUGACUUCAGGAACACAGUUCAAUAUCAGAGGUUUCCAUGGUGAUUAUGAUAUCAUUGUUAGGUAUCAGGGAACACCCGUGAAAAAGCAGACAUUCUUCCUUGGUAAAACAGACACAACCGUGACAGUUGACAUCACGGACGCAACAGGAGCUAUCUCCAUGGCAACAACUAAGUCCCCCGUCGAUUACCAGCGGCCAUCACCCCAACAUCACGUGACCCACAUAGGAGAACAUAGUAUCGGUCACAUGACAUCCGGUUCCUCCAGUCAGCUGUCGUGCAUCACAAGAUUCUCCGGACUGUCGGAGGUAGCAGACGACAAGUAUGCCGAGGUCACGUGUCCGGAUGGCUAUGUCCUCACUGGGUGCUCUGGACGAAGCAAGGAUCAGCGCAGCAACAGGGAUGGAGAGGAGAUGGUGAUACACAGCGGUGCAGCCUGCAGAAGCGUUAAUGGGGCAGCAACAAGUGCGCCCGUCCAGGCCGUCGCUCGCUGUUGCAAGAUGUCGGGUCUAACGUGCGACUACAGGAUGUCUGGCCCUUCUUCUCAAGUGCUGGAUCAGAGGAUAGAAACUAGGUGUCUUAACAACAUGUACGCUACAGGAUGCACGGCACACACAGCCUACAAGUACACUGACGGCUCCUUCCCUGAUCCAAGCCUUCACUCAUGUCUAGCUCAGAACCAGCACUCAGAGGGACGGGUCUACUCAUAUGCCGCGUGCUGUUCCGCUCCCCAUCUGACAUGCCAGGUGAAGACGUCUCGUCCGACUGGGGACGCCAUGGGGGAUGAAUCAUCCGUGACAUGUGACGACGGCUGGACACUUCUGGGAUGUACGUCUUACUCAGAGGAUGCGGGUCUGGCUGGAGCGUACAUUAGAGGAAACCACCAAUGUAUUGCUGUGAAUGGCCAGGAGAGGUUGUACGGUGACUACCCAGUGACAGCAUACGCCACGUGUUGUCGGACACGGUGACCAGACAGCACAGUCCGUUCAUAAUCAUUUAUAAACAUAUAGUUUAAACAAACUGUAUAGCUAAUGUAUUGCGUAAUUUAUUAUGUACAUACUGGUUUCAUAUAACACUGAAUGUACUCGUAGAUUUUAUGUUUUAUCAACAAAAGAAAAAGUGGCUAAACACAAGACAUCAAUCUGGCCUGGGAAAAUCCAGGCAUAUCGUUGUAAAUUGAAAAUAGAUUAUUGCAAAUUA